AUGGGAGAUAAUUUUACUCUUUGCUUCCGUAACCUAUCAUACAAUACAACACGCCAAACAUUAGAGGAUAAGGUAUCCCCCAUAACCAAAGUCAUAGAUAUCCGUGUUAAAAAUAGAAAUGGUAAGAAAGGAUAUGCUUUCGUAGAAGUUGAAAAUGAAGAAGCAGGAAAGAAGGUAAUCGACGAACUUAAUAACAAAGAACUUGACGGACAAACAAUUUCAGUUGAAGUUGCAACAUCAAAGCCACAUAGUUCAGAUCGCAGAGAUCGCCGCGACCGUAGAGACCGUCGCCGCUAUCGCCGUGAUGAUAGAAGAUCAAGAGACCGCCGUGAUCGUAGCCCACCAAGAAGAAGUAGACAUCGCGAUUAUUCCUACUCAGAUGAUGAUUAUGAUUAUGAUUAUCGCCGCCGCAGCUAUCGCUCACGUCGUAGUUCUCGCUAUGAUUACAGUGAUUCCGAUGACUAUUCAAGGCGCCGCCGCGAUUCACCUCCAAGAAGGGACAGAAGGUCUGACAGGGACUCCCGUAGAGGCGAUUAUUCAGCGAGCGAUUAA
Messenger RNA from Trichomonas vaginalis G3, 552 nucleotides. Its product is annotated as RNA recognition motif-containing protein. Gene Ontology annotation, molecular function: RNA binding. The record is from RefSeq and is a predicted model, not a curated record. Lineage: Eukaryota; Parabasalia; Trichomonadida; Trichomonadidae. Bases 1 to 552 code for a protein of 183 amino acids. The transcript has a single exon.